AUGAAGUCAACUAUGGUCCUUGGCCUCGUGGCCGCCGUCCUGCCAUCCAUCACCGCCGCAUGGUCGCCUCUCGACCUCUUCCAGCGCUCUGCUGAGGUUCAAGUGCAGAAGCGUACUCUCGACCCUGCCACUUCCAACACUGAAGGAAAGUGUCCCUCAACUUAUAACUGCUCUGCUUCCAAGACCUCCAAGUCCAUCCAGGCUGCCGAGUGCGCCUACAACACCCGCACCUCGUCGCAGACAUUUGCCGUCUUCAAGACGGACCACCAGUACGACGAUGUCGAGGGUGCACCCUACGGUACCUGCAGCGCCUACAGCUGCACUGUGCCUACCAGCAGCGAAAUGACCGACUCGGACUCGGACUGCUGGACCUUCUUCUGGGACGACAGCGGUGAGAGCAGUGGUGUCGGAACCACCUGUAUCAAGGAUCCCAGCUCUGGCGAGUGCGGCUGUGAGAACUCGGAUGGCACUUUCAUUGUUGGAAGUGACAGCUGCACUUAG
Messenger RNA from Pestalotiopsis fici W106-1, 501 nucleotides. RefSeq lists its product as uncharacterized. The coding region runs from base 1 to 501 and encodes 166 amino acids. The record is from RefSeq and is a predicted model, not a curated record. NCBI's taxonomy places the organism in Eukaryota, Fungi, Ascomycota, Sordariomycetes, Amphisphaeriales, Sporocadaceae. The transcript is spliced from 2 exons.